Molecule: messenger RNA, 1117 nt
Organism: Procambarus clarkii (red swamp crayfish)
Lineage: Eukaryota; Metazoa; Arthropoda; Malacostraca; Decapoda; Cambaridae
Product: glutamate receptor-like
Cellular component (GO): membrane
Molecular function (GO): ligand-gated monoatomic ion channel activity
Source: RefSeq, a predicted model, not a curated record
AUGUCAGACGGCCGCCUUGGGGUGGAGGGUCCUAUAGGCAACCUGGUUCAAGUCUUAUCCGACACUAUUGGCUUCGAUUUCGAAUUAGUUCGGCCUCCAGAUGGACUCUGGGGAAACAAGCUACCGAAUGGAUCUUGGUCAGGGAUGAUGGGAAUGGUUGACAGGAAGGAGGUGGAGUUCGCCGUGGGUCCGUUCACCAUCACGCCUGAGAGGGAGACUGUGUGUGACUUCUCAGCGGCCGUUCACACCGACGACCUGGCCCUCCUGGUGAUCAGACCGGGACUCACCAACGACAUCAGCGGCUUCCUCAAGCCCUUCAACCCUCUGGUGUGGCUGUUGGUUCUGUGCAGCAUAGUAAGUGUUGCAGCAGUCUUGGCUGGGGUAGUGUGGGCGGAGGGAAAUGUGUUUGGCACAUCUAUCAACAAACUCAUUGACAAAGUGUCCAUUAACAUCAUCCAGACGAUCAUGCAACAGGGCUCUAAAUGGAUGCCCAAGAAAGACGCCGGCCGCCUUAUAGCGACCACGUGGCUUCUGGCGUCCUUUGUGUUCACGUCCUGCUACAGUGGCAUCCUCACGGCCAUGCUCACGGUGCCUCGGGUCACCAUCCCCAUAGACUCCCUGGAAGACCUGGUGGCCCAGACUCACCUGCCCUGGCGGCUGGAGGCCGGCUCCAUGAUGAUUCCAUUCCUGAUGGAGUCUGGAGAUCCUGUGCGACAGAAGGUGGCUAGCAAGGUAUCCGGCACGUUUCCUGACUGUUGGACGGCGCGUCAAGCGGUCGCCAAUGGCGAAUACGCUGCACUGUGCGACGUAACCUCUAUGAAGAAAUCCAUGUCCUGGGACUUUAGCACAACUGGGAAGUGUCACUUGUACAUCGCCCGUCAGAAGGUGUAUUCAAACGCCAUGAUGGCGAUGGCUUUCAAGAACAAUUCCACCUUCCGCUCCAGAGCUGACGAAAUUAUCAUGAUGGUUAAAGAGGCUGGGCUGCUGGAGCGGUGGAUGGGGACAGAGAUCACCAACACCAGCCAGUGCCUGCGGCCGCCCACCUCAGACAAGAGGGACGGCUUCUCAGCCUUCAGUCUGCAGGCGCUUUCAGGUCCCUUCAUCGUCCUCGGCUUUG